Molecule: messenger RNA, 1981 nt
Organism: Bicyclus anynana (squinting bush brown)
Lineage: Eukaryota; Metazoa; Arthropoda; Insecta; Lepidoptera; Nymphalidae
Gene: D2hgdh
Product: D-2-hydroxyglutarate dehydrogenase, mitochondrial
Exons: 9
Coding region: 308-1822 (504 amino acids)
Cellular component (GO): mitochondrion
Molecular function (GO): catalytic activity; FAD binding
Source: RefSeq, a predicted model, not a curated record
UUUCCAUCCUCAUAAAAAUCUCCACUGUACAGAAUAAGAAUACAUAAAUACAUUGCAAGAAAUUUAGUAAAGAAGCGUUGAAUAGGUAGCAAGAAUUCUUGUUUUAAAUAGAACUUUGUGUAAACCUAGUGCAUUUCAUUAUUUUUUACGACAUUAUUAGCCGCGCCGCGGUCCGCGCUUCGCUAUCUAUAUCUCCGAUUACGUAACGCACUCGACGCGUCAAUUGUAAAUUGUAAACAUCAGCUGCUAAUCAUUAGUUUGUGACUUUGUGUUCAUGUAAACGCCGUAAACACCAGUCUUUCUUACAAUGAUAAGGCCGUUAUCACUAUUUAUUUUUAAUUUAAAUAAACAAAAUGUUAAAACACAAGUAAAAUUUGCGAGCACCGUGCUCCCUCAAUUUUCAUCCGAAAAGUAUGGCGUUAAGAGAAAGAGUUUUGGCGUCUUACAACCAAGGGACAUUGACUAUUUUAAAUCGAUCUUGGGCGAAGACCGCGUGGUGACUGAUGAAAGUGAUGUCCUUCCGUUCAAUAUCGACUGGAUUAAAAAUUGCAGAGGACAAUCCAAAGUUGUACUAAAACCGAAGACAACCGAGGAGGUAUCUAAAAUCCUGUCGUAUUGUAACGGCAAGCGGCUAGCCGUGUGUCCACAAGGAGGCAACACUGGCUUGGUCGGAGGAUCGGUGCCAGUGUUCGACGAAAUCGUGCUCAACUUUAACUUGAUGAACAAGAUCAUUAGCUUGGAUGAAAUAUCUGGUGCCCUCGUAUGCGAGUCAGGAUGUGUGUUAGAGAAUCUGGACGACUACGUGCGCGAGCGCAACCUCAUCAUGCCGCUGGACCUGGGCGCUAAGGGCUCGUGCCACAUCGGCGGCAACGUCAGCACCAACGCAGGGGGACUCCGCCUGCUUCGCUACGGGAACCUGCACGGCUCCGUGCUAGGACUUGAAGCUGUAAAAGCAGACGGGACAGUCCUAGAUUGUCUGCGAACUUUAAAGAAGGAUAACACCGGAUAUCACUUGAAGCACCUGUUCAUAGGGUCUGAAGGAACUUUGGGGGUAGUUACCAAAGUUGCCAUCCACUGUCCUGCGUUACCAAAAGCUGUGUCUCUCGGAUUCUUUGGGGUUGAAAAUUUUGAAAAUAUCCUCAAUCUGUAUAAAAGAGCAAAAACAUCUUUGGGUGAAAUUCUGUCGGCCUUCGAAAUGGCAGACAACGGGUCCGUUAGUUCUACUGUUAAAAACCUGAAGCUUUCGAACCCAAUAUCAGACUACCCUUUCUACGUGCUUGUGGAGACGCACGGCAGCGACGAAACACACGAUAGCGAGAAACUGUCACGCUUCUUGUCCGAAGGAAUGGAGUCCGGAGUUAUAGUGGACGGCACUGUCACUUCCGAACCAGCCAAGAUGAAGACAAUUUGGAACAUCCGCGAAAGCAUAGCCGGCGCCGGCCUGGUCGAGGGUUACUCGUUCAAGUACGACGUGUCGAUACCGCUCCGCAACUACUAUGACUUGGUGGAACUGUUGCGUGACAGACUGAAAGACCAUCAAGCUAAAGUGUACGGAUAUGGGCAUGUUGGUGAUGGCAACAUCCACAUAAACGUCAUAGUACCAGAAUACACAAAAAACAUGUACUCAAUGUUAGAGCCGUAUAUCUUCGAAGAGGUCGCGAAGUUGAAAGGAUCCAUUAGCGCAGAGCAUGGCGUCGGUUUUAGAAAACCUCAAUUCAUACAUUACAGCAAAGACGAGUCAGCGUUACAACUUAUGAAAGAUCUCAAGAAGUCAAUGGAUCCUAAUGGUAUUCUUAACCCUUAUAAAGUGUUGCCAGACUAAUACAAUUUACUUUUAAUGUUAAUUUCAUAAGAAAAGCAUUAAAAUAAACGGGGUAGGAUUUUGAUAUAUUUUUAUAAACUUUUAUUUAUAAUCCAACAUUUAUUUAUAUAUAGGUAAACAAGGCAAGGCAUACUGAAAUAAAACUAUAAUUUAUUUAAA